Lycium barbarum (goji berry) is the source of this 2905-nucleotide messenger RNA. Its product is annotated as transcription factor GTE10-like. The record is from RefSeq and is a predicted model, not a curated record. NCBI's taxonomy places the organism in Eukaryota, Viridiplantae, Streptophyta, Magnoliopsida, Solanales, Solanaceae. Bases 16 to 2499 code for a protein of 827 amino acids. The transcript is spliced from 12 exons. Gene Ontology annotation, molecular function: protein binding.
AGCCUUUAAGUAGAGAUGGUGGGCAUCAAAAAGAGAGACCCAACAAAGACAAUCUCGGUUUGGUCCUUGAUUUGGGGUGGCGGGUCUGACCCGAACCGAAUAAGAUCUCAACCCUUUUUGGAGAUCCAGAAUUGGGGAGGUAUUCACAUGGCACCUACUGUUCCAAUAGAUUACAUUGGGCAGAGAGAAUCGAAAAAGUUCUUUAAAACGGAUUCAGUUGAUAUGAUGGGAAAAUCGCGCAAGGUUUUUAAAGGUUACAUGUCUGGGAUUGUGCCUGAUUUUCGUAAUAAUGCUGUUGAGACAAUGGCGGAAUCGGAGGGUUUUGGGAGCUCAGGACGGGUUGAUACUGAAAGGACUGCUUCAGAGGACUCUUGUGCACCUAAAAGGAAAUCAGUUUCUUUCAAUGCUGAUGGUUAUGAUCGAUUUGGCGUACCUAUUCAAGUAAUGUCGUUAUCCAAGAUGUCACACUCCGAGAGAAAAGGGUUGGGAAUUAGGUUGAGGAAUGAACUUGAACUAGUGAGGGUACUCCAGAAGAAAAUUGCAUCUGUCGGCUCUGGUAAUGGGGUUCUUUCACCUGCUAGCGAUAUUCAAAAUUGCACCAAUGGGCAGAGGAGGUCAGGGCCAGAGAUAUCUCAGCGGUAUAUGGCUGAAGCAGUGGUGCCUUCUGGGAAGAAAAAGGCUCCGUCAGGAAGAAAUGGACCUCUUACUAAAGGACCUGGAGCUAAGCGGCCUAAGCCAAUGCAACAGGUUGUCCCCUCAGAUACAAACAUUGUCAUGUUGAUGAAACAGUGCGAGACAUUGCUAAACAGAAUGAUGACACAUCAGCAUGGUUGGGUCUUCAAUAGUCCAGUUGAUGUCGUAAAGUUAAAAAUCCCCGACUACUUCACUGUUAUUAAGCAACCAAUGGACCUAGGGACUAUCAGAUCAAAGUUACAUUCGGGAGAAUAUUUGAGCCCCAUGCAGUUUGCUUCCGAUGUGAGGCUCACUUUUAAAAAUGCAAUGACAUACAAUCCGCCAGGAAAUGAUGUUCAUAUCAUGGCUCAAACACUUAGUAAAUUUUUUGAGGUUAGAUGGAAACCAAUAGAAAAGAAGAUUCCUGUUAUUAUAGAGGAAUCUUUACCUUCUAAAUCUAGUGUUAUCAUAGAAACUGAAACUCAUACUCCUUUAGCAAUGCCGCCUUCAAAGAAGAAGAAAAUUGCUCCACUGGAGAACAAGGUUAAACCAGAACCCGUAAAGCGAAUCAUGAGUGAUGUUGAAAAACAUAAACUCACUGCCGAGCUUGAAUCUUUACUGUCUGAAUUACCUGAACAUAUAGUUGAUUUCCUGAAAGAAAAAAGUUCCAAUGGAAGUCAAGUCAAUGAAGAUGAGAUCGAGAUUGAUCUUGAUGUUCUUUCUGACGAUGUCUUGUACGAGCUACGGAAGCUUUUGGAUGACUAUCUACUGGAAAAACAGAAAAAUCAGGCAAAAGGUGAACCUUGUGAGAUGGAGCUUCACAAUGAGUCUGGAUUCAGUAACUCAUCCAUGCAACCCGGCAAAGGAAAUGAUCCGGCAGAUGAGGAGGUGGAUAUCGGUGGGAACGAUCCACCUGUUUCAAGCUUCCCACCUGUGGAGAUUGAGAAGGAUAGAGCUCGCAGGAGCAAUAAAUGCAGUAGUUCAAGUAGUUCGAGUAGUGAUUCUGGCUCUUCAUCUAGUGGUACCGACUCCGGUAGCUCAUCUGGUGGUGAAUCAGACGCUGGUAAAGAUUCAGUUGCCUUAACUGUUCAGAAGGCAACAGCAGCUUCUGGGGGGAGAUUGGAGCAGGAAGAUGAGCUUGAUCCUCCAGAGACUAGAGAUUCCUUGGCUGGCCCAACAGUGAUGACUUCUCAGCAAAAGUCCGUUUCUGGUGAGCCCGAUGAUCAUCGAGAGGAGGAGAGUGCUGAACCUGAGAGGCAAGUCUCUCCUGAGAAGCUUUACCGUGCAGCUCUGUUAAGAGGUCGCUUUGCGGAUAUCAUACUAAAAGCUCAGGAGAAGAGCAUCGAAAAGGGUGAAGUGCAUGACCCUGAAAAGCUAAAGCUUGAGAGAGAGGAAUUUGAAAGGCGAAGGCGAGAAGAGAAAGCUCGUUUACAAGCUGAAGCUAAGGCUGCUGAAGAGGCUCGUAGAAGAGCCGAGGCAGAAGCUGCUGCAGAAGCCAAAAGGAAACGGGAACUUGAAAGAGAAGCUGCCCGUCAGGCACUCCAGAAGAUGGAGAAGACUGUUGAAAUCAAUGAGAACAGUCGAUUUAUGGAAGAUCUGGAAUUGUUUAGAGCUGGUCCAGAUGAACAGUUAGAGAGCUUCAUUGAGGAGACAAGUCCUGGUCAAUCUGAGAAUGUUCUUGGGAGUUUCAAAUUUAAGGCAAGUAGUAACCCGUUAGAGCAACUCGGAUUAUAUAUGAAGGAAGAAGAUGAGGAGGACGAAGAAGAAAUUGAACCACAUAGCAACCCUGACAUAUCGAAUGAUCCGGAGGAAGGAGAGAUUGAUUGACGUCUCUUUAGUACUUUGGCCAAUCGACAAGUUGGGAUUUUCUUCUGAAUCCUUGCAUAGUUCCUUAAUAUAACUCUCAUUUUGUCGUCCCAGGGUCCACAUGAGUGAAGUCAUAACCUUUAUAUGACUUUGGGUCUCCUAAGCUGAUGCAAGGGUCUUUCUGAACUUGGUUAAGAGGGGACUCGGUUGACAGGUCUGGCCAGCAUUGCCAGCCAUCUUAUAUUUAUAUUCCAGAUUCUUUUGCUUGUGUAUAAGCUGCUGGUUAUCUGUCCAGUGGAAGCACGUAGGGAGUGGCUAGGCGCUAGUUGGAAACAGUUUUGUUACUUAGUUUAGCAUUAGAUUGCUGCCGUGUUGUAGUAAAAGAAAAAAUGUUGCUAAAAAGGUAAGUUUGCUUUUCCGUCCAAAA